Molecule: messenger RNA, 2284 nt
Organism: Vitis riparia (riverbank grape)
Lineage: Eukaryota; Viridiplantae; Streptophyta; Magnoliopsida; Vitales; Vitaceae
Product: G-type lectin S-receptor-like serine/threonine-protein kinase At1g61420
Exons: 9
Coding region: 1-2064 (687 amino acids)
Biological process (GO): protein phosphorylation
Molecular function (GO): ATP binding; protein kinase activity
Source: RefSeq, a predicted model, not a curated record
AUGGGGAGCAGUGAGUGCCUUGGCAGUGCAAUUCUCUCUCUCAUUUUGUCGUGUGUCUGGUUGGGAGGACCUUGCUCUUGUAGUGCACGCACAGACAGCAUCAAACUUGGGGAAGGGCUUCCAUUCUCGGAGAAUUUACUGGUUUCGGCACAAGGGACUUUCACACUCGGGUUCUUCAGCCUGGACACGGGCACUUAUUUAGGAAUCUGGUACACAAGUGAUGUUAACAACAAGAAAGUCUGGGUUGCUAACAGAGAUAAGCCUAUAUCUGGCACCAAUGCAAAUCUCAUGUUGGAUGAGUUAAAUACAGAUGGAUCGGUGAAGCAGACACUAUGGGAAAGUUUCGAUGAUCCUACAGACACGCUCCUGCCUGGGAUGAAACUAGGCAUCAACUUGAAAACCAGAAUGGAAUGGCACACAACUGGUAAUGAAACGCCGAGGGACAUCUACUGGAGCAGUGGAAUUCUAAAAGAUUUGGGUUUUGAGUUCAUUUCUUCGGUGAGGUUUGCAACUCACCAUAGCAUCUACUAUUUCAUCAGUGUUUGUAAUGACAACGAGAUCUACUUCAGCUAUUCAGUUCAAGACGGAGCUAUUUCAAAGUGGGUAUUGAACUCGAGAGGGGGAUUUUUUGACACUCACGGAACUCUAUUCGUGAAGGAAGAUAUGUGUGAUCGUUAUGACAAAUAUCCAGGGUGUGCAGUGCAAGAGCCACCCACUUGCAGGACUAGAGACUACCAAUUCAUGAAGCAAUCGGUUCUCAAUUCAGGAUAUCCAUCAUUAAUGAACAUAGAUACGAGCUUGGGCCUUAGUGAUUGUCAGGCUAUAUGCAGGAACAAUUGUUCUUGUACUGCUUGUAAUACUGUAUUCACCAAUGGAACUGGAUGUCAGUUUUGGAGGGAUGAAUUGCCACGAGCCCAAGUGGGUGAUGCAAAUCAGGAGGAGCUCUACGUUUUGUCCUCAUCAGAAGACAAAGGGAAGCCUUGGUGGAUAUGGGUUAUCAUUUUCGUUGUAGUGGUAUUUCUGUUCAUGUUACCUGUCUUUUGUUGUUCACAGAGAAACUCCAGAGGGGAUGGAAAAAUGGGGGAAACUUCUUGUAAAAGGCGCAAAUCAUCAACUGCAAACGCACUGAGUGAUUCAAAAGAUAUUGACAAAGUCAAACAGUUCAGUUUAGUUUCUGUUAUGGCUGCCACGAAUAACUUUUCAGAUGAAAAUAAAAUUGGAAAGGGUGGUUUUGGUCCUGUCUAUAAGGGGAAAUUAUCCACGGGCCAAGAAAUAGCAGUGAAGAGACUUUCAAGGGAUUCCGAACAGGGAUCGGCGCAGUUCUAUAAUGAAAGACUGAUUGCCAAACAACAACACAGAAAUCUUGUCAGACUUUUGGGUUACUGCAUCGAGGGAGAAGAAAAGAUGUUAAUCUAUGAGUUCAUGCCCAACAGAAGCUUGGAAGACGUCCUCUUUGCUCCUGCUGGAAGAAAGGGGUUGGACUGGAAUACACGGUGCAAUAUAAUCGAGGGGAUUGCGCAAGGACUUGAUUACUUGCACAAACAUUCAAGAUUGAACAUGGUUCAUAGAGAUCUAAAAGCAAGUAACAUCCUACUCGAUCAUGACAUGAACCCCAAAAUUUCUGAUUUUGGCACUGCCAGAAUUUUUGAGCCAAAUGCAUCAGAAGUAAAAACCAAUAAUAUUGUUGGAACACCGGGUUUCAUGCCACCUGAAUAUGCCAUGUGGGGAGUUUAUUCACGUAAAACAGAUGUUUAUAGCUUUGGGGUCCUACUAUUGGAGAUUGUGAGCCGCGAGAUGAAUAUUCCCUGUGGUUCUAAGAAUGGGGCCGGAAACCUUAUAAACCAUGCUUGGAAGUUAUGGGGAGAAGGCAAUAGCUUGGAGCUAGUGGAUCCAGCAGUGAGGGAUCCCCAUUCAAGAACCCAAAUGUUGAGAUGCAUUCAUGUUGCUCUCUUGUGUGUUCAGAAUAGUGCAGAAGAGAGGCCUACAAUGUCACAAGUUUGCUCCAUACUUACCAACAAAACUGAGGGCCUACCCAACCCAAAUCCACCCCCACUUUGCACUUAAGGCGAGCCAGGGGGUUGUUCUGCUCUGCAAAUGUAACUACUUGAGAGAUGGAAGGUGGGUCAAGAUGAGAAAUUGAUCACAACUGAAGCUGGUUUUGUGAGCAUUUGGAACAUAUUUGUACCCAUGUAUUCUGGAGCUCUAUUUGCCCUUUUGCUCUUCAAAACAUACAAUUAUAUAUGUCUAUCUAUAUGUUCCAUAAUACAUUAUUUGCCAUUGAAUA